Molecule: messenger RNA, 2912 nt
Organism: Pyricularia grisea
Lineage: Eukaryota; Fungi; Ascomycota; Sordariomycetes; Magnaporthales; Pyriculariaceae
Exons: 4
Coding region: 1-2649 (882 amino acids)
Source: RefSeq, a predicted model, not a curated record
AUGGCGUCUCUGACCGGCGCAGAUCAAUAUUUUGUUUACGAGAAUCGACUUGCGUCUUUUCUCGAACCUCAACCAGUGGCCAAGAGACGCGCGUCCAAUGCAAGCUCCAGGACACCGAAAACAUUGACGUGGCCGCACAAAUUCCUGCCACCAUUCGAGCUUGCCAAGGCUGGCUUCUAUUUCGAUCCGCACCCGUCAAAUCCAGACAACGUCACUUGUUUUCUGUGCCACAAACAGAUGGACGGCUGGGAAGCCGAAGACAAUCCGAUAGAAGAACACCUCAAGCACUCUCCUAGUUGCGGCUGGGCCGUGACUGCCGCAGUUGAGGCCGAGCACGAUGGCUUGGAGCAGGUAGACCCUAGGGAGGCCAGGCUGCUGGAGGCACGCAAGGCCACGUUUGCAGGAAGGUGGCCAUACGAGUCCAAAAAGGGAUGGAAGUGCAAAAUAAAGCAGCUUGCUGAAGCUGGAUGGAUUUAUACGCCAACAAAUGAGUCGGACGACAACACUACCUGUGCCUACUGCCAGUUAGCACUAGAUGGGUGGGAGGCGAGCGACAAGCCAAUAGAUGAGCACUAUAAGCGGUCACCAGACUGUCCUUUCUUUGAAUUUAUCAACAGCAGGCCGCCACCGAAAAAGACGAGAGCAAAGGCGACUAGGGGCUCCAAAGCAUCGCGGGCUUCAACACAGUCUGCUGCUACAGCCGCCUCGGAUUUGACGACUGUCACCGAUAUUCCUGCCGACUACGAUGAUAGCGUCAUGACAACCGCCUCGGUAAUGACACAGAGCAGUAAGAAGACAGCGAAGACGAAGAAGGCUCCGGCAGCUACGAAAGCCCGGAAGGCCCGGACCAAGAAGGAAGAGCCGGUGGAGAUCCAUGAAGACAUCGAACCAGAAGACGAAGAAACGCCUCCACCACCACCACCACCGAAGCCUGCCAGAGGCCGCAAGAGAGCAAGUGACUCUAUGGAAGACUCGGCCAUCACGAAUUCAGAGGCCCCAGCGCCCAAGAAGCGCGCGACGCGUGUUCGUGGAAGCCAAAAUCCGGAUGCAUCGGUCCUCACGACAACUUCACAGGCUGAUGUUGAGAUGGGAGAAAGCAAUACACGGCCAAAAACUACAAAUGGGAAGAAACGGGCAGCUGCCGGAACAUCUACCAAGGCGACCAAAGCACGAAAAGCAUCGGCUAUGUCGGUGGCAUCGACAGCAUCGACAGCAUCUAUGCGACGAACCAAAGUUCCCGCUGAUGAUGAGCUGGACCGCCAAUUGCAGGAGGAUCUUGCUAGGCCGCUGACUGAUGAUGAAGACAUUGCGGCUGAUUCCGACUCGGAGAGGAUAAAUGUGCCUGCUGCGACCUCCAAGGCUAAGAGCAAGAAAGCCGCGGCGAAAAAGGCUCCUGCCCCAAAAGUACCGCAAGAAAAGCCCGAGGAGAGAGACUUUGAGAUGUUUGACCCGACACCGGCCCAGCCAGACGAGGUGGCUGUCGAGGCGGACCUUCAAGCAUUGGAGGAUGAGGUGUCAAUGGCCCAAGAGAGUAAAGAUCUUGCGGUGCCGAAGAAGGGCAAAAAGACAGGCACACGCAAAGUCUCCAAGCAGACAAAGAAGGCAAAGGAAUCAACGCCAGAACCCGCAGCCGAAACAGCUAUGGAUUUGGAUCCAGAAGAUCAGCCUAAACCUACAUUAUAUGAUCCAGACGUGGAUGAACUAUCACCUUCUGCCCAGUUGAACGCUGAGGUGGAUGUUUUCCACGAUGCCAGCGAGGUACACGAUUCAAGCACAGCCACAAUCGUGAGGAAUGAGGCGCCCCCAAAGCGCGGUAGAGGUCGUCCUAAGAAGUCAACAUCAUCCCGGUUUUCUUCGAGCAGUCAACUAUCCCGCCCAUCUAUCAAGCCUGGACCGUCGCCUUUGUCGGAACAGGAGCCCCCCAUGCCUUCAAUCGUCGAUACGAAUCUCACGCGUCAGACGGGGCCAAAGAAAACACCAGAGCCUGUGCUCGAUUCUCUUCCUGAAGCACCAGUUUCCUCAUCGGCGCGAAUGCAUAAGCAACAAUCUAUCCCACCCGUUGGACGAUCAGCAACACAAAACCAGCCAAGCCUUCCGCCACCCGCCACUCCCUCUGCUAAGCAAGCUGUGCUGUCACCAUCCCAAUCACCUCAGUCAUCUGAUGCCGAGAAUCAGCCCCCGUCUUCCAGACCACUUGCAAGUGCCGUCUCCAAACGUGUGGUACUAGCACCUGCAGCCAGUAGCGCCCAAAAGCCGCACGAUGUCCCGGUUUCUACCCCUGUGAGAGCCACAUCUCCAAUGAAGAAACGCGAUGGCGGCAAUCCCCGGGUCAUAGGUGGGCUUCAGAGUGCAACGCCAUGGACAGCGGUGGAUAUCGACCUCAUUUUCGCAAACCAUGAUACCCUGAUUGGAGCGGAUGAUGAGAACAUGGACAAGGAAGCCACUAGCUCGAGGCAUGUUCACAGGUUCCUCUCUCAAGGUGGUGACCUUAGUUCACCUGAGAGCCGGAUGACGGUGGAGGAGUGGAUAUAUCAUAACGCCGGUAGGGCCGAGCAGAAACUCAAGCACGAGUGCGAAGCCCUGGUCAGCUCGUUUGAAAAGGAGGGGACGAGAGCUAUGCGGGUUCUUGAAGAGCUUGUUGUGGAGUAGCGGCAUAAAAUGUCCGAUGUGAAAGCUUUCGAACAUGUGCAAAGGAACUAUUUACUCAAUGUUCCCGAAAGUCAUGUAAUGAUGUGAUGCGUGGGUGGCGUUUGCAAGGCGCUGGCGCUGCUCUUAUCCCUUCCUAAUUUGUUCAUUUUCUUGUUUCCUGUCGUCCUGUUGGCAAUCUAUGUCGUCCAUACCUCUGGUUUCUAUCUCUCACAAAGGUUUUCUGGGGUUUAUUAAACGGUCAGGGUGUAGCAUUUUAUCACGAC